This is a messenger RNA of Abrus precatorius (Indian licorice), 1488 nucleotides long. RefSeq names its product geraniol 8-hydroxylase-like. The transcript has 2 exons. Lineage: Eukaryota; Viridiplantae; Streptophyta; Magnoliopsida; Fabales; Fabaceae. Gene Ontology annotation, molecular function: monooxygenase activity; iron ion binding; oxidoreductase activity, acting on paired donors, with incorporation or reduction of molecular oxygen. The record is from RefSeq and is a predicted model, not a curated record. The coding region runs from base 1 to 1488 and encodes 495 amino acids.
AUGGACUUCACAAUUUGUACAUUGUUCCUUCUGUUGGCAUGUGUCACCAUUGGUUCAUUCCUUGCAAGAACAACCACAAAACCAAACCACAAACUUCCACCAGGCCCUUCACGCCUUCCCAUCAUAGGAAACCUCCUUGAACUUGGGCAAAAGCCACACCAAUCUUUGGCCAAGCUUGCAAAGAUUCAUGGUUCUAUGAUGAGCCUCAAGCUAGGUAGAGUAACCACUAUAGUAAUUUCUUCUGCUGAGAUGGCCAAAGAAGUGCUCCUAACACAUGACCAAUCCUUGUCAAACCGUCCCAUUCCUCAAUCAGUGUCAGUUCUCAACCAUGAACACUAUAGCCUUGCCUUCUUACCCGUUUCACCAUUGUGGCGAGAGUUGAGAAAAAUAUGCAAUGGCCAACUAUUUGCACACAAGACCCUUGAUGAAAGCCAAGAAGUUAGACGCAAAAAAGUGCAACAACUCCUCAAUGAUGUGUACAAAAGUAGCCAAGUUGGUGAAGCAGUGGAUAUUGGAAGAGAAGCAUUCAAGACCACCAUAAAUUUGUUAUCAAACACCAUUUUCUCUGAGGACUUGGUUUUGUCUAAAGGGAAAGUGGGAGAGUUCAAGGACUUGGUGACCAAUAUCACAAAACUUGUUGGAUCACCAAACAUAGCAGAUUUUUUCCCUGUGCUGAAGAUGGUUGAUCCGCAGGGUGUGAAAAGACAACAAGCUAAGAAUGUUGCCAAGGUGUUGGACAUCUUCGACUGCUUGAUUAGGCAACGGUUGAAGUUGAGGGAAAGCACAGGUUCUGACACGCACAAUGACAUGUUGGAAGCCUUGCUCAACAUUUCUAAGGACAACAAGAUGAUUGACAAAACAAUGAUUGAACAUUUGGCACAUGAUCUGUUUGUUGCGGGAACAGAUACAACAACUUCAACUCUUGAAUGGGCAAUGACUGAGUUAGUACUCAACCCAGAGAUCAUGUCAAAGGCAAAAAAAGAGUUGGAAGAAGAAAUAGGCAAAGGUAAGCCUGUAGAAGAAUCAGAUAUUGCUAAACUCCCUUACUUGCAAGCAAUCAUAAAAGAGACCUUGCGCUUGCACCCUCCAGUUCCUUUCUUACUUCCUCGAAAGGCAGAAAGAGAUGUAGACAUAUGUGGCUUCACCAUCCCAAAGGAUGCACAAGUGCUAGUUAAUGUGUGGACUAUUGGUAGGGAUCCAACCUUAUGGGUGAAUCCAACUUUGUUCUCUCCAGAGAGGUUUUUGGGCUCAGAUAUUGAUAUCAAAGGUCGAAACUUUGAGCUUGCACCAUUUGGUGCUGGAAGGCGCAUAUGCCCUGGCAUGAUGUUGGCUAUUAGAAUGUUGCUUUUGAUAUUGGGUUCACUAAUCAAUUCCUUUGAUUGGAAACUUGAAGAUGGCAUUAAACCACAAGAUGUUGACAUGGGCGAAAAAUUUGGAAUUACCUUACAAAAGGCUCAACCACUUCGAGUUGUUCCAGUUGACAUAUAA